Brassicogethes aeneus is the source of this 399-nucleotide messenger RNA. Lineage: Eukaryota; Metazoa; Arthropoda; Insecta; Coleoptera; Nitidulidae. The record is from the annotation of a GenBank genome assembly.
AUGGCUAAGUAUCGUAAUAUAUCUGACAAUAAUUUUAUUUUAUCAACAAAUAUUCCUAGUAAAUCUAGUUCUACGCCGUUAUUACCGGAUACUCCAGUGGAUGUGAGUAAGACAGUGUUACGUAGUGGUGAGGCUUCCAAUUUAUCAACGACAGAUCUACCUAGUGCAUCUAGUUCUGCGACGUUAUUACCGGAUACUGCAGUAGAUGUGAAUGAGACAGUCUUGUAUGAUGAUGGUAGUCCGAGUUCAACAAAAAAAUAUCUUCCUAGCACAUCAAAGAAAGAUGAUGAUGAUAAUGAUGCUGAUGAUAAUAAUUAUAAUGACGAGAGCAGUGACGAUGAUGACGACUAUGGAGAUGCAUCACCUUUUUGCGACACAUUAUCGAGUGAAAAUAAUUAA